Peronospora farinosa is the source of this 1575-nucleotide messenger RNA. Lineage: Eukaryota; Oomycota; Peronosporomycetes; Peronosporales; Peronosporaceae. The record is from the annotation of a GenBank genome assembly.
AUGUCUGAGCCGUCUCUAAGCAGCACGCAGAUCAAUACGUUGCGUGAUUCAGAGCUGGAGCAAUGGAAAACACAGGAAAACGCUGCCGAUCUCAUGGUGCCGCUCAUUGGGCGUCUCUACCGUGAGAACAACGUGGUGAGCGUGAUCUUUGGCAAGGGCCUCGUACACAAAAACAGUAUUGAUCUCAUCAAGCUGCACAAUUUUGUCUGCAAGUACGUGGGCCAGCACAUGCAGCCCACUGAGACACUCGUGGUGCUAUUGGCGCUCGUGCAUUACGCGCCCAAUGCGCGUGGCAUGCGCAUCGAUCUGGGCCGCACCUUUGUCUUUAUGGAGAAAGAGGUGCGAGACGUGCAGGCACAACUUACGUCCGAUGCACGUGAUGCCAAAGUGCGUGAGCUGGGCGAGCUACUGAACGACAAGAUGGCUUCGUUCGCCUCAGCGCCGGCCUUUACACCUAGUGAUGUAAUUCUCUAUGGCUUUGGCCGCAUUGGUCGCCUACUGGCACGUUUGCUUAUUGAAAAGAGCGGACCUGGUGUAAAACUCAUGCUACGUGCCAUUGUGGUACGCAAGGGAACGAAGGAGGACCUCAUGAAACGCGCCAGUCUAUUGCGUCGUGACUCGGUGCAUGGUCCGUUUCAUGGUAGUAUCACUUUUAAUGAGGAAGCCAAUGCCAUCAUUGCAAAUGGCAACCUCAUUCAGAUCAUCUACUCGGAUGGACCAGACAAGUGUGACUAUACCAAGUACGGCAUUAAUAAUGCUGUGGUCAUUGACAAUACUGGACGUUGGCGUGAUGCCGAUGCACUGGGACUACAUCUCAAGUCCCCUGGUGUAUCUAAGGUCAUUCUGACUGCACCUGCAAAGGGCACUGUGCCUACUAUCGUAGCUGGCGUGAAUGAACACAUGAUCGCAAGUACAGACAAUAUCUUCUCGGCGGCGUCGUGCACAACAAACGCAAUUGCGCCGCCACUGUUUGCUCUGGAUAAGAAGUUCGGUAUCGUUGGCGGCCACAUUGAGACGGUGCACUCAUUCACAAACGACCAGAAUCUGAUCGAUAACUACCACAUGAAGGAGCGUCGUGGACGUAGUGCUGUGCUCAACAUGGUCAUCACGGAGACGGGUGCAGCUGCUGCUGUGGUCAAGUGCCUCCCCUCACUCAAGGACAAGCUAACUGCCAAUGCUAUCCGCGUCCCCACACCGAAUGUGUCACUGGCUAUUCUAAACGUGCAGCUGGACCCGACCAAGGCGGAGGGUAUCACCAAGGAGGCAAUCAACUCGUUCAUGCAUAGGGUGUCGCUGGAUUCUCCACUACAGAACCAGAUUGAUUUCGUUAACUCAGCUGAAGUUGCCUCUUCGGAUUUCAUUGGCAGUCGUGCCGCUGGUACUGUGGACGGCAAGGCGACUAUCGUGGAUGGCACCAAGGUCAUUCUCUACGUCUGGUAUGACAAUGAGUUCGGCUACAGUUGCCAAGUCGUUCGUACUUUGCAGCACCUCAUGGGUAUCAACCAUGCCCAUUUCCCGGCGAAAGAGCAAGUUGCAGAAAUUGACCGAUCUCUCAACCUUACCUGGGACAUCUAG